Messenger RNA from Emericellopsis atlantica, 2084 nucleotides. RefSeq lists its product as uncharacterized. Lineage: Eukaryota; Fungi; Ascomycota; Sordariomycetes; Hypocreales; Bionectriaceae. The coding region runs from base 420 to 1928 and encodes 502 amino acids. The record is from RefSeq and is a predicted model, not a curated record. Gene Ontology annotation, molecular function: FAD binding. The transcript has 4 exons.
AUUGCAAGGUUUGCGAGGCAGACUAUAGUCUAUCUCUCCUGGAUCAACAGAAGCUCUCGUACGACUCGGUGACGGCGAACCGCCUGAUGGGGCAGAAUACCUACAACAACGUGUGUAUCCACCGUAACCGACGCCCCUACCAGGGGUGCGUAUUCGGACCAAGUAUUCGGACUCAGCCUUGGCAACCUCGGAUUCGAGAACAAAACACCAUACAGCGUUGCGUAGUCGUAUCGACUUGAGCGGCAGACUCAUCCCCCGUUCGUUCGCAAUGGAUCCGCUUGUUGGGUCCUGGGCGUAAGCAUGACCGUUUCGGGCUUCAGAUCUGCGAGGUGCUACUUUGCUUAAAAGGGAACAUGUCCCCUGUUGAAGAAUGAUUGUUUUCUCAUCUCCAGUGCAACACUUUGCGCUUUGCACGAAACAUGCUAUUCCGCACUGCCACUGUCUUCGCGGCUGUCGUUGGCGCCAUCCAAUGCACUGACAGCAAAGAGGCGCAGAAGGCUUGUGGCGAGCUCGAGGAGGCCCUCCCGGAGUUGGUCGCGCACCGUCUGCAGCUCGACUAUACUGGCGAAAUUCUGGACUUCUGGUCCCUGACCGUUCAGGACGAGAAGCCUGCGUGUCUGGUUCGGCCCAAGACGACACAGGACGUCGCAGAGACGGUCAAGAUCCUGAACAAGCAUCCCAAGGUCCAGUUUGCGGUCAAGAGCGGAGGUCAUGACCCGAACCCAGGACACGCCAACGUCGAUGGGGGCGUAUUGGUCAGUCUGAACGACAUGAAGGGUGCCACUUUCAACAAGGAGGAGAGCGUGGCCUACGUGAAACCGGGUGGCGAGUGGAACGAUCCCCUUGGGGACCUCGCAGAUGCCGGUGUUGCCGUUGUCGGUGGACGUCUUGGUGUUGUUGGUGUAAGUGGUCUUGUCUUGCAAGGCGGCAUCUCGUUUCUCUCGGCGCAGACAGGCUUCGCCGCCGAUACCGUUGUUGAAUGGGAAACGGUUCAGGCUGACGGCUCCAUCGUGACUAUCUCUGACGAGUCUGACCCUGAGCUUGCAACCGCCAUGCGUGGCAGCGGCUCCCAGUUCGGUAUCGUCACCCAGUUCACCAUGAAGACUGUGCCCGUCGGUCAAGAGGUCUGGGGAGGCAUGCGCAUGUAUGCUGCAGACCAGGUCGAUGCGCUUUUCUCAGCGCUGCACGACUUUGUCCCUGCCAAUAACGAGGACCCCAAGGCGGCGAUCAUUCCCACAGACUUGACGGCCGCUGGUAGUCUGCCGCUUUUUUUGGUUUUCUACUUCUACCACGACGCUGAGCCCCCGAUGGAGGGGGCCUUCGCCAAAUUCCUUGAGAUUCCCUCCACGCUUGACACAACCAAGACCCAGAGCUAUGCAAGUCUGCUGCAGGCAAACGGUGCUAGUGCAGGUCUGCAGUCGGCUCGACAAUCGUUCAGGACCUUCACCGUCCCGUACGUCGCUGAUGCGCCGCACAUGUACAACGAGAUUAGUCUCAAGUUCAAGUCCAUCCUCGACGACUUCCUCAAGAGCCCUCUUCGUCUAACAGCGCAAUGCGCAAUUGCCUUCCAGCCGUUCCCUUCUAUCAUCGCCAAGCACAGCCAAGAAGCCGGCGGCAAUGCGAUGGGGGUUCAUCCUGACGACGGCGACAGGCUCAUCAUUGAGACGCAAUGCUCUUGGGCUCUGCCCUCAGAUGACGAGCUGGUCCGUGAGAUGUCAAAGGAGAUGGAGGUGUGGUUGAAGGCCAAGGUACCCGAGUGGACCAAAGGACAGGUCGAUGGCCUUUAUCUGCCGUACUUUAUGAACGACGCGGCUGGCGACCAGAACGUGACAGGCACAUACAGAGACUAUGCUGCGCUGAAGGCGCUGCAGAAGCAAAAUGACCCUGAGGGUUUUUGGAGCGCGCGUGCUGGUGGCCAUAAGUAUUAGACAGGUUUGGGGACCAAGGCUCCGGUACCGUCUGUAAUCUCGAUAUAUGCACGAGUCAAUCUACAUUGUCGAUGUGACAAUUGUCUGAGACAAUGAAGCCGUGGUGGCCAUCAUGUGAUCCUAGACUGUCGAUACAACUCACAGCCAGAGUCAAGC